UUGUAAAGAAGGGGGACCAACAGCACAGGUGCGGCAGAGAACUGGCAGCUCAGAAAAAGUUGUUGUCUUGUCCCGAAUCCACUCGGAUCUGGCAGCAUCCCCUGAACAUCUCUCUGAGCUCAGCUUAUUUCAUUCCUAUAUUGGGAUCGACAGCAAAUGGCCCAGGAUGUGAAAAGAAGGCACUGAUAAUGACUAGGAUGGUUUCUGCAGACCUGACAGUUUAUAAGCAGCUCAGCAGAGUUUAUAUAGCAUUUUACAGUAGGGCAGCCUGAUACCAGAAGACAAUAAUUUUGUACGUGAUAAUUUUCUGUAUUUUUAUAAGGGAUAACGUCACUGGAUAUUUUUUCUGUGUGUGUCCUUUCAUCAUAUCUCUCAGAUCCUCAAAAUGAGAGAAUCAUUUGGAAAUUAAGGAAAGGGUCUUUUUGCAUUCAAAUAUAUCUUUUAUUUUUGUGCUAUUGGAUUUUUUUCCACUGUGCUCAGGAAAACACAAAGCCAAGGCAUGAGGGUAGCCUUAAGGUGAGAGUGGGCAUCUUGUACCUGGUACUAGAAGAUGCCUUGGUGGUGUUGUUGCUGUUUCUUCCCUCCCUGUCUGUCUGAGGAGGAGACUACUGCUCUGACUGUGAACAGGGAGAUUGAAAGAAUCCUUAAACUACAGAAAGAGAGAAGCCGUGGGGAGAUAAAAGUCCUGCUUUUGGGAACAGGAGAGAGCGGGAAGAGUACAUUCAUCAAGCAGAUGAGGAUCAUUCAUGGAGCAGGAUUCUCAGAGCAAGAGCGAAAGUUUUAUGCUCGGCUGGUACAUCAAAACAUUGUCACCUGUGCACAGUCCCUAGUUGGGGCUAUGGAAACUCUGCAAGUGCCUUACUCCAUAGAAAACAAUCAGAUAAAUGGAAGAAAGAUCAGUGAAUUAGAUGCAUUUAGAAUCCAGGCAAUUGAGGAGCCAUAUGUCAAAGCCAUUAAGAAUUUAUGGAGUGAUACUGGAAUCCAAAGAUGCUAUGAGAGGAGGAGGGAAUUUCAGCUACUAGACUCAACAAACUACUAUUUGUCUAAUCUGGAGCGACUUACACAGGAUAUGUACCAACCUACAGAUGAAGACAUUCUUAGGAUCAGAAUGCCAACCACAGGAAUCAAUGAGUAUUCCUUCCCUGUGGAAAACAUGAACCUUAGAAUGGUGGAUGUUGGGGGACAGAAAUCCGAGCGGAGAAAGUGGAUCCACUCUUUCGAGAAUGUAUCUGCUCUUAUUUAUUUGGCAUCUCUGAGUGAAUAUGACCAACGCCUGGAGGAGAACUGCCAUGAUAAUCGAAUGAAGGAAAGCUUGGCCCUCUUUAGAAAUAUUCUGGAGCUACCAUGGUUUCAGGAAACACCUAUUAUUCUGUUUCUUAAUAAGACUGACCUACUAGAAGAGAAGAUUGCCUUCUCAGAUCUUGCCAACUACUUCCACAGAUUUAAAGGUCCUUGCCGUGAUGCUGAGGCCGCUAAGCAAUUUAUCCUGGACAAUUACAAGGAGAUCUUCAACAAAAUCAGAAAGCAAGAUGCUUCUGGCAAGGAUGACCUGAAACACAAAGUCUACCAUCACUUCACUUGUGCCACAGACACAGACAAUAUCCGCAAGGUUUUCAACAAUGUAAAAGAGGCUGUGUUAGUUAAGUACUUGAUGGAUUUCGGUAUAUUGUGACACCUGCAGCUCUGAAAAGGUGACAAUACAUUGGCGUUAUGACACGUAACACUGUAUGUCAGAAAGGCUUUGAGAUGAAAAGUACAACAUCAUUGAACUUGUUUAGUUCUGUAAAGCUUCCUCUAGCUAAAAACACCAACAAUUAUUGAAACUUUUACACCACAGACCUCAAUAGAAUAUUUCAUUUAGAUAGUACGGAGGAAUAAUUUGUUGCAUGCGUAUGCUGUUCUAAAGGCCUUACUUGGUGAGUUUUACAGCUCUUUACUUGGAGACUUUCUGUACAAUUCUUCCCUUUUAUGCACCAUCUUUGCAUGGUGUUGCCCAGUGCUGUACAAGUAAAAUGUCAUACUGUUUUCCUCUUUAUUUAUUAGCUCAGUGUUUUGAAUUUCGUGGAUUGCACAAUUCGGUGAUUGACAAUUGACUUUACUAGGGACAGAAAGAUGAGUAUUAGCUGAUGCUGCCCCAUUCCCACGUUAGUUCUAUCUAUCAUGUUAAUUCUAGCCAGGGUUGGACUGGGCCGCAGAGACACCGGUGGGCCCCGGCGGCCCAGACCCGACCCGAGCCGGCUCUCCCCCAGACAACCAUUCCUCCAUUAUAGUGCACACCACAGCCUGUAUAUGUGCAUCAUCAGACGUACCCCCUGUCUCUUUUAAAGAGAC
Xenopus tropicalis (tropical clawed frog) is the source of this 2331-nucleotide messenger RNA. RefSeq names its product guanine nucleotide binding protein (G protein), alpha 15 (Gq class) (gene gna15). Gene Ontology annotation, cellular component: heterotrimeric G-protein complex. The transcript has 7 exons. Gene Ontology annotation, molecular function: GTP binding; metal ion binding; guanyl nucleotide binding. Bases 551 to 1672 code for a protein of 373 amino acids. Gene Ontology annotation, biological process: G protein-coupled receptor signaling pathway; signal transduction. Lineage: Eukaryota; Metazoa; Chordata; Amphibia; Anura; Pipidae. The record is from RefSeq and is a predicted model, not a curated record.